UAGUAAGGGGAGGAGGACUAAAUAGGGUUUAACACUUAACACGAGUUAGUAUGGGAACCUCAAUGAGAUGGAUUUAUGCAUUAGCAUUUUGCUUAAUUGCUAUCAAUGUUGCUGCUCAUGAUGACACUCCUUAUUAUGGAGGCAACUCUCCCUACCACCCAGCUUCACAGGCGGCGCCACCCGCACAUAAACCUCACCCACCUUAUCGGUACAAGUCUCCUCCUCCUCCAUCCCCAUACGUUUACAAGUCUCCACCACCACCUUCUCCCUCGCCACCUCCUCCCUAUUAUUACAAGUCUCCUCCUCCACCUUCUCCUUCUCCACCACCUCCAUACGUCUAUAAAUCACCACCCCCACCUUCUCCGUCACCACCACCUCCAUAUAUCUAUAAGUCACCACCACCUCCAUCUCCAUCACCACCUUCCCCAUAUGUCUAUAAGUCACCACCUCCACCUUCUCCAUCUCCACCUCCUCCAUAUAUUUACAAGUCACCACCACCUCCAUCCCCAUCACCACCACCUCCAUAUGUCUAUAAAUCUCCACCCCCACCAUCACCAUCACCACCACCUCCCUAUGUCUAUAAGUCGCCACCACCUCCAUCCCCAUCACCACCACCACCAUAUGUUUACAAAUCUCCUCCUCCACCAUCACCUUCACCACCACCUCCAUAUAUCUAUAAGUCUCCUCCUCCACCAUCGCCAUCACCACCACCUCCCUAUAUCUAUAAGUCACCACCACCUCCAUCCCCAUCACCACCACCACCAUAUAUGUACAAGUCUCCUCCUCCUCCUUCUCCAUCACCACCUCCACCAUAUGUUUACAAGUCUCCACCACCACCAUCUCCAUCACCACCUCCUCCAUAUGUCUACAAGUCUCCUCCUCCUCCUUCUCCCUCUCCACCUCCUCCCUAUCUCUAUAAGUCUCCACCACCUCCAUCCCCAUCACCACCACCACCAUAUAUGUACAAGUCUCCUCCUCCUCCUUCUCCAUCACCACCUCCUCCAUAUAUUUAUAAGUCACCACCACCUCCAUCUCCAUCACCACCUCCUCCAUAUGUAUACAAGUCUCCUCCUCCUCCUUCUCCCUCUCCACCUCCUCCCUAUCUCUAUAAGUCUCCACCCCCACCAUCACCUUCACCACCUCCACCAUAUGUUUACAAGUCCCCUCCUCCACCAUCGCCUUCGCCACCACCUCCAUACGUGUACAAGUCUCCUCCACCACCAUCUCCAUCACCACCUCCUCCUUAUGUGUACAAGUCGCCUCCACCACCAUCUCCAUCACCACCUCCACCAUAUGUUUACAAGUCUCCUCCCCCACCAUCUCCUUCACCGCCUCCACCCUAUGUCUAUAAGUCUCCACCGCCACCAUCUCCUUCACCUCCACCGCCAUAUGUUUACAAGUCACCACCUCCACCUUCUCCAUCACCUCCUCCACCAUAUAUCUACAAGUCUCCACCACCACCUUCACCUUCACCUCCUCCUCCUUACAUUUACAAAUCUUCACCACCUCCACCAAAGCAAGCCUAUCUCUACACUUCACCUCCGCCUCCCAAGUAUUAAGCUUGCAUGAAAAGUGCUUUAAUUUGAAUUCUUUCAAUAAUAUUAUGUUCAACAUUAUUAUGGUUUCUCUACGUAUUUAUUUUAAGCGGUCAUUAAUAAAAGGUUCUACGCCAUAUAAGGCAAGUAGAAACCUAGUCAUUAUUAUAUAUGAAUGUAUCUUUAUUUUUCAAUUGAUUAUCAUAUUUUCAUGAAA
Messenger RNA from Arachis stenosperma, 1752 nucleotides. RefSeq names its product extensin-2-like. The transcript has a single exon. Gene Ontology annotation, biological process: plant-type cell wall organization. Lineage: Eukaryota; Viridiplantae; Streptophyta; Magnoliopsida; Fabales; Fabaceae. The coding region runs from base 51 to 1559 and encodes 502 amino acids. Gene Ontology annotation, molecular function: structural constituent of cell wall. The record is from RefSeq and is a predicted model, not a curated record.